Messenger RNA from Orbilia oligospora ATCC 24927, 2265 nucleotides. RefSeq lists its product as uncharacterized. Gene Ontology annotation, cellular component: nucleus. The record is from RefSeq and is a predicted model, not a curated record. Gene Ontology annotation, biological process: positive regulation of transcription by RNA polymerase II. Bases 1 to 2265 code for a protein of 754 amino acids. Gene Ontology annotation, molecular function: DNA-binding transcription factor activity, RNA polymerase II-specific; transcription cis-regulatory region binding; zinc ion binding. The transcript is spliced from 2 exons. Lineage: Eukaryota; Fungi; Ascomycota; Orbiliomycetes; Orbiliales; Orbiliaceae.
AUGUCGGUUCCUACUCGACAUGUGCGAACUCGCACUGGUUGCUGGACUUGUCGCUUCCGCAAGAAGAAGUGUGAUGAGGCCCGGCCCGCAUGUGAGCAGUGCUCUCACCUGCGAUUGAUAUGCGAUGGGUACGAUGGCCAGCCGGUCUGGAUGAAAGAUCCGGAGAAAGCCGCUGAAAAAAAGGCAGAGAUCAAGAAGCAAAUGGUAAGGCGCAGCAGGCGGCGGAAGAAGAACCAAGAUCCAACCAAGGCCCAGUUGCCAUCUCAGAGACCUCAUGCCCCCCUUCCAAAUAUCAAUCCACCUACGCCUCCGCCAACCACCAUUUCAAACAACGAUACUAGCUUUCAACAACAGCCGGAACAAAUAUCAGGGAUAUCUCUGCCUAUAACAAUUUGCGAAAAUGAUUUUCCGACCAGAUUUUCGACAUCGUCGCCGGAGGAAUCCGGGUCCAUGGAUUUUUCACCCUUUAACAUGAGGAGUAUGCAUUGGGCCGUUAACCUGCCGAGUUCGAGACCCCAGAGCCAUACAUUAUCACCACCAACAACAUGCACUCUACCGUCCCGGGAAUCGACACGGGCACCCUCUGUGGAAGGCACGAUCAAGGAGGAUCCCGAGGAAGAAGUCGACGUAUACGGAGAGGAUAUUAUGGAAGUGCCAGAUUCAGCCGAAUCGUCUAGCCAUACAGAAAUCGCACAUUAUGGCGCCCGUAGAGCGACUGUCGCUCUCCACAAUUUCUCGGAACUUCAAAUACAAACCGAUAAUCCAUUGGAUAUCAAUUUAGCAAACUUAUACUUGAAAACAAUCUUUGGUGUAACGUAUCGGGCACUCUCCGACGAACAAGUUAUUAGGUACAACUCUGCAUUGAUUGUUCCGAUGUUUAAUGACAACAAGUCUUUUCUCCACGGAUGCCUUAGUAGCACGGCAUUACACCUCACAGCAACAAAUAUCUCGGAACAUCAGAGGAAAGCCUUGGUUACGGAAGUUUUCCGGCAUCGGCAAAAAAGUUUGAAAUCGCUAAAGCACCAAGUUGCACAUAGCAAGAACGAAGGAGAACGGAUUAAAAUUGCCGCGACUGUCUGUGCACUCAUUUCAUUCGAAGUCUUCUCGCGGCGAACCGACUGGCAAGUCCACGUCAAAGCUGCCACUGAUUGUGUGGUCCUCUUAAACUGGUGCGACCAACGCCCUACCGAUCCCGGACAAUGGUUCAUCUACUCUCGUAUUCUUUGGCUCGACAUUCUUUCUUCUAUAACCACUGGCAAUAAACCCGUCUUUUCGAACUUUUAUCGCGAUAUUUUAUUCUUGCAACCGGAACAACGAAACAAAGUCAAUGGACUUGUUGAAAUGACUGGAUGCGAAGAUGCUGUUCUUUACCUGAUAUCGGAAAUCACAUGUCUGGAGCAAUGGAAGUUUGAAAGCUUGUCAUUACAAAAUUAUCCUCUUAUCCAGGCAGAACUUAUCCGCAGGGGAGAAUUUUUCGAUCGAGAUCUCAAGCAACUCGCUAUCACUGAUCUCAAAAACAGAAGUCCGAGGUCGGAGUACAGCUAUUGCAACUAUAAUUCAGUCCACACGUCACCACACGCUGAUGAAAUGGGCUAUUCCGGGAGCGAAUUUGCCGACGGGAUAGAUGUGGACUCUAAUUUUGAUGGCGAGGACGAUGACGACGAUAUCUCAUACGGCGACGAGGACCCCUCCCAAGAAGUUAACGAAGUUGUCGACGGAAUUGUUCGGCGAAACUCGGGUUACACAGUCUUAGAAACUCCAUAUAAUAAUCAUCAUCAUCAUACCAGUCCUACCUCGCCAACUGAGACUGACGGAGGGGACGUCUUCGUUACAGAUGGUACCAAAGAGUUGAUUGAGGACCGUGGUACUUUUAGGAAAGCAGUAACCGAGGCAUUCAGGAUCAUGGCUAGAGUCUACCUCCGUAUUGUAGUAUACGGGUUCAAUCCGCUGGAUCCUGAAUGCCAGUCCCUACUACAAGAAAUGCUCGCCGUCAUAGACUAUAUCCCGAGCCUAUACAUGGGCUACGAACGUUCGAUAAUAUCUCCACUCUUAAUCGUGGGAUCGCUUGCCAGGCGACCCCAAGACCAGCAGAUCAUUUCCGCGAGGCUGAAGAAAACUGCACAUAUGGCGAAGUACGGAAACCUAGGGAACGUUGAUAAAAUUUUGACCGAGAUAUGGUCAAGAGAAUGGAUUCCAGAUCCUCGGCAGAUGGUACCAUGGCGGCAGAUUAUGAAAGAGAAGAACUGGGAGUACCUGAUGGUUUGA